Ostreobium quekettii is the source of this 405-nucleotide messenger RNA. Lineage: Eukaryota; Viridiplantae; Chlorophyta; Ulvophyceae; Bryopsidales; Ostreobiaceae. The record is from the annotation of a GenBank genome assembly.
AUGGCGAGAAUCGCAGCUGCGGCGUUGGCCGCCGCGCUGCUGGCGGCCGUCCUUGUGGCACCCACCGUGUCCGGACGGGAGGUCGGCUGUGAAGGAGUGGCCGUUCGAGGCCGUCAUCUGCUCCUCCUGGAUAUCGCGCGGGCGGCGCUUGGGAGAGGGCCCCCUCCGCCGCCGUCACUUCCCGCGGUCACAGGACCACCACAGCCCAACGAGGAUGAUCUCGUUCCCCUGAUCGAGCCCGAGGCCCCGGCUCCCAAGACGGCGGCACGACAGAGGAUCGACAGGGUUCUGGACGGCGUCAUUACAGUCAUUGGGCCCUUUGGCGACUUCCUUGGGGUAAGCCGUAAGCUUCCUGCGCAAGCGGAUGCAGGCUUGCCCUCUGGAGCUCAAACAGAGGAGGAAUAG